UUAUGCUGACGCGUCCGUCUUCCUCUCGCUCACCGACGUGUCAGUCCUCUCCUGUCCGCUUCAGAGUAACGCACAGAUUAUUUCAGCUAGAAAAAUGCCCCCCAAAGGCAGCAACAAGCAGCAGUCCGAAGAGGACCUUCUACUGCAGGACUUCAGCAGAAACCUGUCGGCAAAGUCAACGGCUUUGUUUUACGGAAAUGCUCUCAUCGUCUCAGCCAUCCCUAUCUGGUUGUUUUGGAGGAUCUGGCACAUGGACCUUGUCCAGUCUGCGGUUCUGUAUGCAGUGAUGACUCUGGUUAGCACAUACCUGGUGGCUUUCGCCUACAAGAACGUCAAGUUUGUGCUCAAACACAAAGUCGCCCAGAAACGUGAGGAUGCCGUUUCUAAGGAGGUAACCAGGAAGCUGUCUGAAGCAGACAACCGCAAGAUGUCACGCAAAGAGAAAGAUGAGAGGAUCCUGUGGAAGAAGAACGAGGUGGCUGACUAUGAAGCCACCACCUUCUCCAUCUUUUAUAACAACACCCUCUUCCUGGUGCUCGUCAUCGUCGCUUCCUUCUUCUUGCUCAAGAACUUCAACCCAACUGUCAACUACAUUCUGUCCAUCAGUGCCUCCUCGGGACUCAUUGCUCUUCUGUCCACCGGAUCGAAGUAAACCAAGAAUAGAUCGGCAGGAAGUCAAGGGGUUGAUGUUUAAUAUGGGGGGGUGGGGGGUUAGGAAGUAGAAAAGGACAAAGGAUCAACAUUUUCUGUUGUGGUUUAAAAAGAUUCAGAAUACCACAUUUCACUUUCACAAAAUUGUUUGUUUUUUGUAACAAAUAAAGCAACCAGCUUUA
Molecule: messenger RNA, 833 nt
Organism: Cyprinodon tularosa
Lineage: Eukaryota; Metazoa; Chordata; Actinopteri; Cyprinodontiformes; Cyprinodontidae
Gene: ssr3
Product: signal sequence receptor, gamma
Exons: 5
Coding region: 95-652 (185 amino acids)
Biological process (GO): SRP-dependent cotranslational protein targeting to membrane
Cellular component (GO): endoplasmic reticulum; membrane
Source: RefSeq, a predicted model, not a curated record